Messenger RNA from Octopus bimaculoides (California two-spot octopus), 5155 nucleotides. Its product is annotated as general transcription factor IIH subunit 1. Gene Ontology annotation, cellular component: transcription factor TFIIH core complex. Gene Ontology annotation, biological process: nucleotide-excision repair; DNA-templated transcription. The record is from RefSeq and is a predicted model, not a curated record. NCBI's taxonomy places the organism in Eukaryota, Metazoa, Mollusca, Cephalopoda, Octopoda, Octopodidae.
CUCAUCUCUGUGCAACACGGCAACCAGCAAUUGCUGCUUUGAUAGAUUUUCAAUUUUAGUUGAUUCUUCUAACUGGAUUAGGUUGAUUUUCUUCCUAUAUCCAGUCAAUAGCUUUCUACAGUUUAUUUCUUGAAAUGUUUUUUUCUGUUCCUGGCUCUUUGCAUUUGAGGCACUGUCUACCUCACUGCGCCACCAAUGCAUCACUCUUGGUUUGACUAGAACUUUGUACCAGCCACAGAUUUGCACCAUUACCCUCAACUGGUUGUCAUGAAGAAACUUCCUGUAAAUUUCUGACUGGUAUUAGACUCAGAUUAAUGACAAUCAAGAUAAGGCGGUAUGGCUAAGACUUCAGAAGAGGUUCUGUUGAUCAUAAACCAUGUUCGCCACAAGAAGAUGGAUGGUUCACUUUAUUUGAUGGGGGAGCGACUUGCCUGGAUGCAAGUGCACAAAAAUUCCUUUAGUAUAAGCCAUCCAUACUCAGACAUUAAGGUACAAAAAAUUUCCCCUGGUUCUAAAGAGAAAGUUCAGCUACAGAUUUUGAUGCACGAUGGCACAGCCAACACGUUCCACUUCAACCAUUCACAGGGUCGUGAAGCGCAGAUCAGGGACAGAGAUGCUAUUAAGGAACUUCUCCAGCAAUUAUUACCACAGUUUCGACAGAAGGUUAACAGUGAGUUGGAGGAGAAAAAUAAGCUUUUGCAGGAAGAUCCAAAACUCUUUCAGCUCUACAAAGAUCUUGUUGUUAGCCAACUGAUGUCUGCUGAAGAAUUCUGGGCUAACCAUUCAGCAAAAUUUUCCAAUUCUAAUAAUGAUAAGAAUCAAACUGUUGGUGUUUCUGCUGCUUUUUUAGCAGAUAUCAAACCACAGACUGAUGGAUGUAAUGGACUCAGAUACAACCUUACACCAGAUGUUAUAGAAUCAAUUUUUAAGACUUAUCCAAUGGUUAAGAAGAAACAUGCAGAAAAUGUUCCUCACAAAAGUUCAGAAAAUGAAUUUUGGACUAAGUUUUUUCAGUCCCAUUAUUUCCACCGUGAUCGCAUCAAUAUUGGUAACAAAGAUAUGUUCUCAGAAUGUGCUAAAAAUGAUGAAGACGAGAUCAAACAAGACAUAGAUCGUAAUGUGAGCGAUCCGUUCUUGGAUUUAACUCAGAUCAAAGAUACAUCCUUGGGAGAGGGUUAUGGUGCCAUGAAUGAGGAGAGCCAGGCCAGCACAAAUCUGGCUAAUCUUUCAAUAAUACGACGCUUUAACUACCAUUCCACAAUGGUGCUCAAAACUUGCCAAGCACAAAGCCGGGAGACAGCAGCCAAUGCUUCUGGUGAUGUCUCUUCAACCAGCCUUAAUGGCAGUGACCAAACUGCCACAAAAUCAAAACUGAACCCUUCUGAUGCUAGCGACCAGCCAACUGAAAAGAAGGCUCGAAUCAUGGAGAAGAUUCACUACACAGACCUUGAGGAAGACACUAGCUCAUCUGCAACUUCAUUGAGUUUGACAAAAAUGGAGCGCUAUCUGCAUGGGCCAACACCUAUAUCAGCAUCUCUAUAUUCAACCAAUGACAAUGUUGUUCAGGCAGCUCAGAUGGUUCACCAGAAAUUGCCUCAUUGGUUACCAGCUUUGUCUCAGGUUCUUCCAGUUCAUUUAGCUCUCAGUGUGUUGGGAGAACUCUCUCCUGGUGGAAGUUUGAUGCAAAGAACAAGUCAGCAAGAUCUACAACAAAUAAUUCCUUUCGAUACUCAAGAAGAACUCCAACAGAUCUACAGUGCAUUGUGUGAACUAUUGAGACACUUUUGGUCCUGUUUUCCAGCAUCUUCCAAGUUCUUAGAAGAAAAGGUUAUCAAGAUGAAGUCAACUUUGGAGAGAUUCCAUAUCAAUAAACUGAACGCAUUCAAAGAACAUUUGAUUAGUCAGCAUUAUUCCAUUAAUCUUACUGGCCACAUGGAGGAGAUGUUAAAUGCUGCGUACAACAAAUUUGAAACUUGGCAGAGCAAACGCCUUGCCAAGAGAUGAAACCAUACAGUUUAGGUAUAUUGUACAGUGUUAUGAUUUAUUUAGUGAUGAUGGUGGUGGAAAUGACGGCUGGGAAUCCUUCUGUCCACCAAAAUAACCACCACCACCACUGCUAACAACAAUACUAUCAUUUGGUGAUAGAGUGGGGAGUGGGGAAUUACUCUGUCUACCUCCACUACCACCAUGAAAGCCAACAGCAGCGACACUAUUUCAAUAUUAUUAUUUGGUAGUGGUGACUGGAAAUUGUUCUGAUUGUCACCAUCACCUCCACCACAUUUACCAACAACUGUUAUAUUUGCUGGAGAUUGUGAUCAGAAAUCCUUCUGUGUCUACCCCUCUCCCCCAACCCCCCACUCCACCACCAACAACACUACUUUGUUUGCUGCACUUUUUAAUAACAUUUCAUUGAAUUAUUGUUUUUCUUUAUUUUUUGUUUUACCAACACCUCUCAGUUGGAUUAAGCUACCUAGUAGUUAUGAUGGUGUUAACUAUACAAGACUUCUUUUUGCAUACAUGCGUGUGUGUGUGUUGUAAUAUAUUUUCUUUUCCCUCAUUCACAUAUCCUAAACAUUUGAUUUUGUUGAUCUUUUGAACAAAGAAUUUCUCAUCAAACACACCCACACUGAUCAGUUGUCAUUCACAUUUCCUGCCCUGAUCCACUCAUGCGUCUUCUCUCUCUCUCUCUCUCUAUCUAUCUAUCACCUGUCACUCACACACACAUUCCACAACACUAAAUUAGAAUGCAAGGCUAAUUCCUGUUUUUGAUUUUCUAUUGAUUUGUUCAACAUAUUCCAAGAAUGAGAGGCAGGGUUCUAAUUUUUGAAUGUUUGUGAAACUAACUUUUUCAACUGUGUAUAUUUGUAUGUAGAUUGACAUAUGCGCAUGCACACGUGUGUGUGUGCAUGCAUGUAUGUGUGUGUAUACGAAUGUGAGGUUUGUCACCAUUAUAACUCUUUAGUUAUGACAACCUUAUAUUGCAGUGAAGAACGAAAAUAUAAAACUCAGUCAUGACAGAAACACUUCUCAGCUUCAAAUGAAUAUAAUCUAAAUAAAUAAAAUCUUGUCUCUGUAUUGAGUACAUAUUUUCCCCUUUGUUUGUGUUUGUUUAUGGUUAUGUAUAUUGUCUGUAUCAUGUGUCAUUGUGCACAUAAACUCACACGCACAGAAUUGAAAGUGUGUUCAGAUAUGUUUCUAAUUGAUUUAGGUAAGAUUUUUAUAUGUAGACAAUAUUAAUGUGUGUGUGUGAUCAACUGGACUCCAAAAAGACAUGUUUGUCUGCAUUGGCAAGACAUUAUGUAGUAAAAUCAAUAAAAAGAGAGCUGAACAUAUGAGGAGUGGGAACUCAUUGUUUUGGACAGUCCUUCUUCAAAGAAAAGUUGAAAGGAGAGAAUUUAAUGAGAGACAGCAGAGUUUGUGUGUGUGUGUGUGCAUGUAUGUAUACAUAGACUGGAGCCUGGUGUUGCCAUCCGGUUUCACCAGUCCUCAGUCAAAUCGUCCAACCCAUGCUAGCAUGGAAAGCGGACGUUAAACGAUGAUGAUGAUGAUGAUGAUGAUAUACACACACACACACACACAUGUUCAAGCAUUAUACUAAUACAACAUUGUUAAAACUUGUUCCUCUCAUAUCACUUUUUUGUUUUUGUAUUCAUUGCCUUCAUAUGUGUAUAUAUGUGUAUAUUGUAUAUUCUACAUAUAUACAUACAUAUUGUAUUAAAAAUGAAAUUGUUUGAGUUUACUUUUUUCUAUUAAAGACAUUUUUCCUGUAUCCCUAUUAGUCCUUAAUUUUUCAUGGCAGAACCUUAACAUCCCUAAUUUCAUUUGUUUCAAAGAGUUCUCAGCCUCAUCAUUGGUAGAACGUGAUGAUUAUUGCAGCGAUAUUUUUUUCUCUUUUUGCCAUAGAUUGUAAAGGAUUAUGGGACUAAUAUUAUAACUAAUAAAAUAUUUAUGCCACCUUUAAAACUGUUCAGUAGAUAACAAUAUAUUCUACUUAAUUUAAUGUGCCGGGUCUGUAUCUAUGGAUUGUCUCUUUGUAUUUUGUUAUUUAUUUAUAAACUUUGCAAAGUUAAUCUGAUUUUCAUAUGAAAUUCCAUCAAAGGUGGUUGUAUUACCAAUUCUAUAGAGAAUUGUAGCGUUGUCAGCUAAUGGUUUUUGCCAUCUAGUUUUGUUUCAUCCACUGUAUUACAACAGACUGCGACUGUUCCUAGUUACAUGGUCAAUCCAUGAGAAACUUUUUUUGUGUAGCUGAUGUAACAGGUUGACACAGGAAGUUUACAACUUCCACAUUACAUUGGUUGUUGGUUUAUGAUAAUGAUAAUGAAAUGAUUGUGUAUAGUGCUCAGGUGCACUACAACUCACCAAAGGUGCAUGUAUAGUACAUAGAAUUAUGUACAAGAGUUAGGAAAGUGAACAGUGUAUGAGUCCUGAUAUACAUGUGUGCAUGCAUAUGGAGUGGGGGGGGGGGGUAUCAGUUGUAGUGUUGGCAAAUUUCAGGUAGUUUCAAGUUGAUAAAAAAGUUUUCAGUUUGGUGUUUUUGUAAUAUAUUCUGUGAGUUUAUAUGAUGUGAGCCAUGUUUUCUGGUUUUUACUGAUGUAGUCAACCAUUUUGAUACAACACAAGUUGACAUAAACUAUGAAAUUUAUCUGGAGUUAAGUCCAACAGUAAUGAUUUUUAUCAUUUACAAUGCUAUUCCCAUGUUCCUUUGUGAUCCACUACAAAAUGCACAAAUAAUAUGUCACAACUGUUACCUUCUUAAUUUGACGAAGAGGCUAAGCAGGUUGAGAAACUUGAAUUCACUUCAGAAUGCUAUUGUUCAGAACAAAACUUGAAAAAUAUGAUCAACUUUCAAUAUAAAAGAUUAAACUCAAACACAAUGUCUUUUCUACAAUAUGUCUGAAAGAAAAAGUCUUGGUUUUUUUUACAUAACUAAAUGUAUACAUUUAUGUAUGUGUUUGUGUUAUUAAUAUUGUAUUCAUAUUAAAAGAUUGAGUGAUUUCAUUAUAUAUAUGUGUGUGUGUAUGUGCACACACACACACAUGAAGAUUUUACAAACUCUUUGUAUCUACCUCUCAAUUGCUAUAUCUCUAUCUCACACACACACAGCAAUGCAGUGGGGGUAUAUAUUUGUAAUAAAUGUCAAACUUUUUUGAACAUU